AUGGCCGAACUCGACACGCUGGACCUCGUGGUCCUAGCGGCCAUCCUCCUCGGAACGGUCGCCUACUUCACAAAGGGCAAACUAUGGGGCGUUACAAAGGAUCCUUAUGCAAGCUCCCUGGCGAAUGCCAGCGGCGCAAAGGCUGGCAAGACAAGAAACAUCGUGGAGAAGAUGGAGGAGCAGGGCAAGAACUGCAUCAUCUUCUAUGGCUCUCAAACCGGUACUGCUGAGGAUUACGCUUCGAGACUCGCCAAGGAGGGCAAGAGCCGUUUCGGCCUUGAGACCAUGGUUGCUGACCUUGAGGAAUACGACUUCGACAACCUUGAUACUAUCCCCGACGAUAAGGUGGUGUUCUUCGUGCUCGCCACCUAUGGUGAGGGUGAGCCUACUGAUAACGCCGUGGACUUCUACGAGUUCAUCACCAACGAGGACGUCAACUUCACUGAGGGCAACGAACCUGCGCUUGGCAACCUGAGCUAUGUCACCUUCGGUCUCGGAAACAACACCUAUGAGCACUACAACUCCAUGGUUCGCAAUGUGGACAAGGCGCUCCAGAAGCUGGGUGCCCACCGUAUUGGCGAUGCUGGCGAGGGUGACGAUGGCGCUGGUACCAUGGAAGAAGAUUUCUUGGCCUGGAAGGAACCCAUGUGGAAGGCUCUCGCUGAGAAGAUGGGCUUGGAGGAGCGCGAGGCCGUUUACGAGCCCGUCUUCAGCAUUGUUGAAAGGGAGAGCCUUACCAAGGAGUCUCCUGAAGUCUAUCUCGGUGAACCCAACAAGAUGCAUCUCGACGGAACCGCCAAGGGUCCCUUCAACGCCCACAACCCGUACAUUGCUCCCAUCGCCCAGUCCUAUGAGCUCUUCUCCGUUAAGGACCGCAACUGCCUCCACAUGGAUAUCGAUAUCAGCGCCUCUAACCUCAACUACCAGACUGGUGACCACAUCGCUGUUUGGCCUACGAACCCUGGUGAGGAGGUUGAUCGCUUCAUGAACGUCUUGGGUCUCUCCGAAAAGCGCCACACUGUUGUCAGCGUCAAGGCUGUCGAGCCCACCGCCAAGGUUCCCUUCCCGACUCCCACCACCUACGACACUAUCGUUCGCUACCACAUGGAAAUCUGCGCUCCCGUCUCUCGUCAGUUCCUCGCUCAGCUCGCUGCUUUUGCUCCCGAUGCGGAGGCUAAGGCCGAAAUGACCAAGCUCGGCGCCGAAAAGGAUUACUUCCAAGAGAAGAUCAGCGUGCACCAUCUCAACAUCGCCAGAGUUUUGGAUAUCGUCGGCAAGGGCCAGAAGUGGACCAACAUCCCCUUCUCUGCUUUCAUUGAGGGUGUCACCAAGCUUCAGCCCCGCUACUACUCCAUCUCGUCCUCGUCCCUUGAACAGCCCAAGAAGAUCUCCAUCACUGCCGUCGUCGAAAGUACCCAGCUUCCCGGUCGUGAUGACCCCUUCCGCGGUGUCGCUACCAACUACCUCCUCGCGCUCAAGCAGAAGCAGAACGGCGAUCCUGAACCCUGCCCCUUCGGUCUUUCCUACGAAAUCACUGGCCCCCGCAACAAGUACGACGGCAUCCACGUCCCUGUCCAUGUCCGCCACUCCAACUUCAAGCUUCCCUCGGAUCCCUCCAAGCCCAUCAUCUGCAUUGGUCCCGGUACCGGUGUUGCUCCCAUGCGUGGUUUCAUCCGCGAGCGCGUCCAGCAGGCCAAGAACGGCGAGAAGGUUGGCAAGACUCUGCUCUUCUUUGGCUGCCGCAAGUCUACCGAGGAUUUCAUGUACAAGAACGAAUGGGAGGAAGCCAAGGAAAUCCUCGGCGACAACUUCGAGCUCAUCACCGCCUUCUCCCGCGAGGGCCCCAAGAAGGUCUACGUCCAGCACCGUCUCAAGGAAAGAGCCGAGGAGAUCAACCAGCUUCUCGAGCAAAAGGCCUACUUCUACGUCUGCGGCGACGCCGCCAACAUGGCGCGCGAGGUCAACACCGUCCUCGGCCAGAUCAUUUCCGAGCAGAGAGGCGUUCCCGAGGCCAAGGCCGAGGAGAUUGUCAAGAACAUGAGGUCGUCGAACCAGUACCAGGAGGAUGUCUGGUCAUAA
Neurospora tetraspora is the source of this 2079-nucleotide messenger RNA. Its product is annotated as NADPH-cytochrome P450 reductase. The record is from RefSeq and is a predicted model, not a curated record. The coding region runs from base 1 to 2079 and encodes 692 amino acids. Gene Ontology annotation, cellular component: cytosol. Gene Ontology annotation, molecular function: flavin adenine dinucleotide binding; NADPH-hemoprotein reductase activity; FMN binding. NCBI's taxonomy places the organism in Eukaryota, Fungi, Ascomycota, Sordariomycetes, Sordariales, Sordariaceae. The transcript is spliced from 3 exons.